UGUGGCAGUUAUUUUGCCGCUGGGGGCCGUCCGCGGUAGAGGGCUGUGAGGUGGCGCCGGCGGCCGCGUGCGGGUGGUGCCGGCCCCCUACCGCGCUGUCUCGGGAGCUCGUCUCUGGCUUGUUUGGCAGGGCUCUUCCCCGGGAGCUUUUCCGCGCGGCUAAGGCCUGCAGCGCGCCCUAGCUCGUGCUUCCGCCGGGCACCUCCGCCAGCCUCCCGGGGUACCUGGGGCCGCAGGCGGCCCGGCUGAACCCCGGCUCGAACCUUCUGUCCCCUACCCGCGGUGAGCCCGGCCCUUCCGCAGCGGCGCCAUGAGCGCAACGGACUGUUCUCCGGGGACCUCCCCUCGCUCCAGAAGGCUGGCAACCCCCCAUGUCUCAUCCAGAUAUGCUAAUUCCCAGUCUCCAAGUCAGGAGGACUUUACUCCUCUCCCUUCAAUCAAUGAGCGCUUGGCCUUUCUCCGUCCCUCCCGCGAGCUGCUGGAGUACUACCGCAAGAAGAUUGCUGAGUUUGAUGAGGAACAUGAGGAUUUGGCAAAAAGGCUGGAGAGAUACAAAGAAACAUAUGAUGAGCAGCACAAAUUGCAAUGGGAAGUAUGUCAGCGAGAAGAGGAGAUUGCAGAGCUGCAAAAGGCUUUGAGUGAUAUGCAAGUCUACCUCUUCCAGGAGAGGGAACAUGUCCUCCGUCUUUACUCAGAAAAUGACCGGCUGAAAAUCAGGGAAUUGGAGGAUAGAAAAAAAAUUCAGCAUCUCCUGGGUUUACUGGGAACAGACAAAGGAGAAGUUACGUAUUUUCACAAGGAGCCUCCACAUAAGGUUACUGUUCUGCAAAGGCCAGCUAAAUCCAGAGAGUCACACGAACGAGAUGAUACUUCUAGAACAGUAGGCACCAAGAGGAGCACUUCAAAACCAGCAGCAAAAGGAGAGAAACCAGAAUGUCCUGAGAGAUAUCAGAGAGAUAAUCAAACACUUCUACUUCAGGUGGAGGCCCUGCAAGCUCAGAUAGAAGAACAGACACGAUUAUCCAAGGAACAGGUUGAGGCACUGCUAGAGGACAGGCGCAUUCACAUGGAGGAAACUCAGGUCCAGCAUCAGAGGGACCAGGACAAGAUCAAAACUAUAACAGAUAAACUCCAUAAGACCCAAAAUCUCUUAUAUGAGAGUACCCGUGACUUUCUCCAGCUCAAGUUUGAUGCCCGAGCCAAUGAGAAAGCAUGGAUGGUAGAGAAGGACAGUCUGUUAAGGAAACUGGACAAAGAUCUGGAUCAGCUUACUGUCAGCACAGAGCCAGGAAGAGAGAAGAAGCAGAGACAUACCAAGAAGAUGCUUCGAGCAGAUGAUGGAGCUUGGAAACUCCACAGCAGAGAAAUAAAGUCACUGCAAGAACAGCUAAUGCAGGAACAGCACCUAUCAAACAUGUAUAGAGAGCAGUGUGUCACCCUGGAAGGUGAGCUGGCUAGGAUUCGUGAGGAGGGAGAUGUUGGCAGAGAACUCUUUAAGGAACGCUCAGAAAAGAUGGGGAAGCGCCUCAAGCUGAUGACUCAGCGAUAUGAGGCCUUGGAAAAACGUCGUAAUAUGGAAGUGGAAGGCUUCAAGAAUGACAUUAAACAGCUUCGGCAGAAGCUGAAAGAUGUAGAGAAGCAGCUGUUUAAGGUGACUCUGAAUAUUGGACCAGACCAGGAUCUUGCAAUUCUACAUGAGGUCCGCCAAGGAAACAGACUAACCCGUAAAAUUCAAGGAGAACUAAAAAACUUAAAAGCAAAAAUCUAUGGUUUAGAGAAUGAACUACGGGUCUGCUGAAGCUGAGGUAUUAGCUGGCAUCCUAGUUUUAGGAACAGGACAUUGUAAGGUUGGAAUAGUCUUCAGGCUCCUGCCUGUCUGUUUCCUGGCAUCCAAUGACAGAAGGCUUGAGGAAAUCUGCAGUUAACAUUGUAACAUUGUAGAUGAGCCAUUCCUAAUGUGCCAGAUUAUAUUGCUGUUUCAGCUGAGAGAUGGCACCUGAUAAGACUGACACAGAAAGUACAUGAUGACUGAUAUAUCAAGAAUAUGCUUAUGACUUCAUCGUACCUUCUUAUCUGUGAUAGGGGUCAGUAUACUGGUCUUCAGCUUUAUUUGGAGCAUUUUAUAAACUACAUAUGAAAUUAAUAAUCAUGGGAGGAUCUAGUUCGAGAUCUGAAUUGCUUGAAUGACCUUUUCCUAUGUGAGAAGCAGCUUUUAAAAUGGUUUCAGUGAUUACUGUUUUGGUGCUUAGGCACUUCAGGAUGUAACUGGAAAUUAUUUUUUUAAAAAAGACCACAUAUAGAAAGUACAUACUAAAGUGUAUUACAUCUGACUCUCCCCUUGACAGUAUAACUGUUUUAAAAUGGCUUCCCUUUGCUUGAUUCUAACUUAAUUGGGACAAACCUGACUGAUUUAAUGUGAUGGGAAAAGAUAACCUGUUAUAGAACUCAUCUGUAAGAACCAGCAACAGCUACACUUGUUUUGAGUGCUUGGGAGGAAAUACUACACUAUAUUGUCAUUUUUCUCAUCCCCUUCUUCCCAUUUUAUCCUAACACACAGAGGAAGCCCAUAACUAAUGGCACUACUAUCUUCCUUAACAACCAUAUUACCUACCUUUGUAGCUUUAAACAAUAUCAUGGUUAUGUACCAACACAUCCUGGUCAACUUUUGGCACAGCAGUGGUUGCUAUUGAACUGUAACUGAAAUUGAGGUGGAAGAGCAGGUGCCUUAGGUUGCUACAUGAUAAAUAUAACUCUAGCUGUUUGAUUAUUAUCUUCGUACCAGCCAUCAGGACAUUGCAAUUCUAGAAAACAGAUGAAAUCAUGAAAAGGGUUACAACAUGGCUUCAGCCCAAUUUAUAGUUGUGGAUACUCAUGCUUUUACUGUAGUGUCAGCAAAUCUUGUCCACCUUGUAGACUGAGAGCAGAUCUGUAUUGGGAAAGGGAUUUCAGUGCCUCCGUUUCCUACUGUAUCUUUCCUACCUUGUUAAAUGUGACAGAAAAAAGAAUAUAAUCUUUCUGAAGUAUACACCUAGGCCACCAGCUCUUCCUUUCCUGUUGAAAAGAACUUAAGUGUGUGAAAGCAGGCAGUUUCUUUUGGACAUGGUAGUGGCCAUGGAGAUGCUCAUUUAGUGUUUGGGAGAGGUAAAUAUGCAAAAGCUAUUUGUGUGGUGUCAAGAUUUGGAGAAAAUUGUUUUUAUAGCACCACCUAAAGCGGGAGGGGAAAUUCUCUUAAGUAGUCAAGGCCUACUUCAAUUGUAUAUCCUUUUUGUGACAAGCUUGCUAUCCCUUAUGGUCCUGUACGGUGGCUUUUAUUUUGUAUGUGUUCUUAAGGUCAAAUUCAUCAGAGAGUUGAGUGUGGGUGGCUGACAGUGGUUACCUAGAUGCUCAACUACUACUACAACUUACAAGAGGCUAUCUUAAAGUAUGUUGCACUGAUUAGUUUAGCUGAAAAUGCUGAACUGGUUCAGAAACUGAUUCAUGAACAACUUGUGUGCCGAUGCUAUGCGGACAGUUAAGGAAGGUUAUUAAAUAAUGGUAUCCAUCAUUUAGUCUCGCUCUUAGUUGACUAGUACUUUCUCCUCUAAGUCUAGCUAAUUAAAAUGAGUUUGUAUGUGAAAUAACAUGCUACUGGUUUGAAAAUAAGAUAUCAGAGUUAUCACAGGUCCUGCAAGGCUGCUACAUAAUGAAGUAUUAGCCACUUAUUCAGCACUGAGUGGCUGUGAAUGGCAUUCAGUGAAUUUAGCACUUAUAUUCAGCUGAUGGGAAGCUAGCAAAAAGGACUCUUGAACCCAUAGAAAUAAAUGGGUUUCUGUUUAUUUUCAACUCUUCCAAGCUAAAGAGUUGCCUAUGAAAUUACAUUUUCCUCACUUGAAAGCCAUGAAGCGUGUCUGGAUAAAGACUGUAGGCUUCGACAUUCAGGUUUGUAAGACUAGGAGGAAAUAUUGGGGGAGAAGGGGGGGGGAAAGAAGGAUAUAGAGGUUUAAUUUCCUGUCUUUCUUACCAUUAUUCCUUAUUACUUGAAAGACUGAACAGAAUAAGAUGACAACAUUCCUUAUAUAUCUGCUGUUGUGUGUCAAAAUCAAGGUGCAGCAUGAACUUUUUUCUUAAUUUGCCACUAGGCUAUGAAUCCUUCCUAUUCGAGGGGGAGGGGGGAAAUUACAGUAGUGCUGAUCUGUAAAUCCAUUUUAUUUGGAAGCUUGGAUAUUUGUCCAAGGGCAGGAAGUACAAAGUAUUAUACAUGUUCUUUCUAUGUGAUGACAUGUGAUCAUGUGAAAUGUUGCUUUGUGUUGCCAAAACAAAUGUGAACCUUCAAGCCAAGAACUGCUUUAAAAAGCCAAGUGCGUUCUGCCACCAACAACUACCCUUUAAGAUGUCCGUAAAGAGUUAUUGGCAUUUCCAAAAGGGUUUCCUGGGAAAAGUUCCAAGACCUAUAUUAGUCAAUUUCCUUCCACAAUUUUUGGGUAGAAAACAAAAAAUGGCAUUUACUCCAAAGACAGAUUAGCUUUUUUUGCUAAUUUAAGUUAGUAAUAUGUGACUUGUAUCAUUUCAAUACCACUAAAUGCCAGGUUAUGUAUGUAGGAGCACUGAAUUUGAAAGAUCUCCAAAAUGGCUGAUUCUAGGAAUCCAGAGACUAUCCUACAGAGGAUUUAAGGUUAGAACUGGAUAAAUGUUCUUACUGCGAGCCAAGAUGCUAAAAUGUUUCUUGCAUAAAUAGGAGAAAAAUGAGAAGUAGGGGAAAACUUUAUUGUUGUGGAGCCUUAUUUAGGUAAGGAAGGCAUGCAUACAUUUCAGAAAGGAUGUUGAAAUACUGGGUAAGGCACAGAACCACAGAUGAUUCAGCAGAAGAGAAAAAGUUGUGCAAGAGCUCAUAUUAUAUUACAUUAAGAAGACUGAUUAAUAUACAUGUAUCUUGAAGAUGGAAAAACUACUAAAGGCGCUUCUUUAUCCCAGCAGAGGAAGGCUGAGCAAGAACCAGUAGCCUGAACCUGAAGUUAAUUAAAAAAAAACCCCACACGUUUUUAACAGGAAGAUUGCACUUUUUUCCCCCUCAUUAUAACAAACUGUGGAAGUAACAAAUUCUCCAUUUCUAUCUUCAAGUCAAAAAACAAUUGCACCUCUGGAGAAGGUAGCUUGUUUUAAUAAGUUACUGGGUUUGACACAUUACAACUUAAUGAAAUAUAAUGACAUGAACUAACAGGAAGUAAUUUAAUGGUUCCUUCUGACUUUAAACCUAUGAUUUAUUUAUAUGCAAUAUUUGUAGGACUUUUUCAGCACUCACGCAGUUGCCUUAUUUAUAGGAAUAUAUGCUGUGUCAGCUCACCCUGCACAGCAAGGUUACUCAAGGUAAAAAAAAAAAAGCAAAAUAAAAAAACCCCUCAUGAUCUUCCUAUAGCACAACUUGCAGUAAUUCCCAAAUUAAUUGACACUGUGUGCUUAGAAAGGCCGAUGAACAGUGGCCACAGUUCUGACAGCUGUCAGAAUAAAUAAUAGUAUAGUAUAUACUUGUAUGCAGUGGCUGUACUUAAAUUGCUUACAUAAGCAGUAGUAUCAAUUCAGAAACACACGCAUUUUACCAGUAUGGAUGGACUGUGUGGGCAGCCUAAUAUUCUGGAACUGUAAUGGCUGUAUGUAGGCCAGGAAGUAAUUCUGUGAUAAUUAGAUACUUUUUUGAGACUAGCUGGGAACAACAUCCCUAUGUACUUUGUUCCGGUAGAUCUGUUUGUAUUUGUGAAAAGCUAUGUCAUUCAGACUUUUAAUUCCAGCUCACAAACACAUUUAAUUCUGCUACGCUCGAAUGUAUUUGUGCCUGCUGAGUCAAAAUCCUAAUAAAGAUGUCUCAUUUGUCCCCAAAGUGGCAUCAUAGCUCAUUUGUAUAUAAGGGACAUUUUAAGAUUUUUCUUCCCAGUUUUUCCACAACAUUUUGCUUUUAUAUUCCCAAGUUGCUUUGAAUUGUAAGAAAUAUCCCCUUUACCCCCUAAA
Messenger RNA from Grus americana (Whooping crane), 5979 nucleotides. RefSeq names its product coiled-coil domain containing 77 (gene CCDC77). Lineage: Eukaryota; Metazoa; Chordata; Aves; Gruiformes; Gruidae. The record is from RefSeq and is a predicted model, not a curated record. Gene Ontology annotation, cellular component: centrosome. The coding region runs from base 311 to 1798 and encodes 495 amino acids. The transcript has 11 exons.